AGUUUCUUGGCGUUUUCAAUAUGGCAGGAGGCUCUGCUACUGCCAACAGCAACAAGAAGCAGCAACAACAACAACAGAAUAAGCGAGGGGGUCAAGGAGGCAGCGGCCCUCGCGUAGAAGUCCCUCAUGGGAUCGAACCGCGCGCGGCCGGCAAUCUAUAUUCGUCCUACGAGAUUGUCAAGGCGGUCAAUGACUUUUUUGGGGAGGCACUACCUGCCUUGGGGUAUAUUGAGAACACGAGUCUCCCUUGGAUGAGAAUAGUCCUUAUGACUAUGGCUUGCACGGCGGGCGUUAUCGGCCAAUUUUUUCUCAAGUUCCCCGCGGAUGCCUCUCUGCUGAGAUUUUGUGUCCUGGGGUACUUCCUGUUUUCUGGAAUCACUUGUGUGGUAGACAUGUUAUGGAUGAAGUCGAGCGGCAUGCAGAUCAGCGAUCGCGAGACUGGUGAGAGAAUCUUCGUUGAUGUGGAAAUGCCGGGAUUUGGCUCAAACUUGGUGUUAAGGUUGCGAAGUUACCAGUCGAAUUUGUCCGAGGAGAUCAGAGAGAGCAUAGGAAACUACUUUCAUGAGGACGGCGAGCUGGAUGGACAGAAACUGCUCACUCGCUUUGACGUUCUUUACCGUCGUUUCGCGGCCCAUAGGAACGGUGAUUUAAAGGCUGAAUAAUUUUGUGGCGCGGUGAAGACUACAGCUAUCGCUGUUGCUGUUGUUGAGGGGAAUGGUCAUU
Messenger RNA from Perkinsus marinus ATCC 50983, 723 nucleotides. RefSeq lists its product as hypothetical. The coding region runs from base 21 to 662 and encodes 213 amino acids. Gene Ontology annotation, cellular component: signal peptidase complex; membrane. Lineage: Eukaryota; Perkinsozoa; Perkinsida; Perkinsidae. The transcript has 6 exons. The record is from RefSeq and is a predicted model, not a curated record.